UUUUGUCGUUAACCAAAUACUGCUUGUUGUAUUUGUUCUUCUCUUUAAAUAUAGGAUUUUGGGUUAGGGGAGACGGAGAAGACAACAUGAGAAGAUCAAAGAGGAAGGCAAGUAAGAACACCACCACGGCCACCACAAGUGCCGCCGCUGUCCACGCCGUCACCAUUUCAAACCUCCCAAAUCACAGCACGUGCGACAUUCUAUCUCGACUCCCUCUCAACUCCAUCUUCGCCUGCAAGCGAGUUUGCAAGACCUGGCGUGACCUCACUCUCGAACCCUACUUCGCCAAAUUGCAUCUCUCAAGGUCUCCUCUCAGUCUCAUCUCCUACCACAACGGUAAAGAUAAUAAUAACUCCCCCUCCUUUCACUUCGAAAUUCUUCAACUCCACGAUCCCCCUGUUUUAGGUCGACGGGACGCCACCAUGAAGUUCAGAACUGAAUUCUUCUUCCCUCAUAUGUAUGUAGUAGCCUCAUGUAAUGGGUCAAUUUUGUUGUCAAAUUUCUCGCCUAUUGAUGACCGUAUUAUUAUUGUGUGUAACCCACUUAGGGCACAGCAUUUUAUUCUUCCAAAACCUCCAAAAUUGGCACUAGAGACCUAUAAAUCAGUUCGAUUGGGGUUUGGGCAUAGUCCAAGAACCGAUCAGUACAAGGUGUUAAGAUUUACUUAUACCUAUAGACCGGAUAGAUUGUAUUUGUACUUUGACAUUUUCACAAUUGGGAUUGAUGAUGAGUGGAGGAGCAUUGUAGGCACUGAACAACCACCCGGUCAUAUUAUCUCAAAUUCCGUUUUUCUGAAUGGGGCUCUUCACUGGAUAGGGAAUGAGAAAGCACGGUUCAUUUCCUAUUUCGAUAUCGAGAAAGAGCAAUUUGGAAGCUUCCCUUGCCUUCCAAAAUUGGAAAAAGUUUUUACUAUCUUAGGGUUGUAGAUAAUCGGUUGUACCUUCACAACGACCAUUCAUCCAGUGUAUGGAGAUUCUGGGCAAUGAAAGAUUAUGGAGACUUUGAGUCGUGGACUUUGGAAUGGAUCAUUGAAGAACCAAUUAUUUACAAGUUUAAAGGAUCUGUCAAGCCACUGAAAAUGUUGAAAGAUGGAAGUCUGUUGAUGAUGUUCAACAAAACUAUUCCACAAACCCAAGUCACCAAGACUACUCUAGCAUGUUACAAUCCAAAAACAAAAGUGUUGAAAAAGAUCAAGUAUCAUGUUAUUUUAGCAAGGAGCCCUUCAGUUGCUGACAUACCGUGCUUCUUCUCUCCAAUGGAUGCUUUGAAAUGACUAUGUUAAAAUCUGAGUUCAGAGUCUAUAGAUGUACCAAUGACUUGGGCUCGUCCAAAGGAAGGCAUGAUUAAAAUUAAUGUCGAUGCGGCAGUAUCCAAAGAAGCGAAGACUAUUGGAGCAGGUGCUAUAGCUCGGGGAAAUGAUGGUGUCGUGGUUGGGAUUAUGUACAGUUCGUGAGGGUAUUAUCUCAUCCAGAAUUGCGGAGGCAGUGGCUAUCUGGGAUGGUUUGAAUAUGGGCAUUGCUCUAAACCACACAAAGGUAAUUAUUGAAUCGGAUGUGGAAUCAAUUGUGGGGGGCUGUGCUACCCCAAAGGAGAAACUUUCUGGAGAAGGGUCAUGGAGAAGCAUUGGGACAGUCCCUAGCAAUUCUCAAAACAUCUUGUUUAAUGCGUUCCUCAAUGGUGCUAUUCAUUGGCUUGCUUUUGGCUUUGGUUGUCUGAACUUUUUUGUUGUUUCAACUUUGGGAUUGAGCAAUUUCGGGAGUACCUGAACCUUCUGGGUUUAGCGCGGUUGAAAAACUUUGGUCUGGUCACAUGCGACUCGGACUGCUACGAUGUUGCCUCUCGUUGUGUGAUUAUUUUGACGGUGAUUAUGCUGCAAUAUGGGUGAUAAAUGAUACUGCGGUCAAGGAAUCCUGGAGUAAAGACUGUCAUUCUGAAAAUGAGCAGUGCCAUUAAGUGGUCAACUAAUUAUUACGAGCUGAUAAUGGAUUUUGAGAAUGGAAAAAUCUUGAUGUCCGUAUGAGGAUGUUCAGAUUUAUGGUGGAUGUUCUUCUGGAUUGCUCAUGUUUCUAGUUUGGUUUCACUCAAGAUCUUGUUCAAUGUUGCUUUGGUAAGCAAAAGUUGCCUUUUAGCAUUGCAGGACCUCUAUGGAAAUGUUGAAGCAAAGCUGGACUCACCUCAUUGGCUAUUUAAAGUUCUUUAUAUUGUUAAUGCUUGUAGCUUGAACUUCAAUAGUUUGGGGCUGUUCAAUUGCACAUAAUUUCAACUAAUGCUAGUAGUUUUUUUAUGAACGGCUUCAACUAAUGCUAGUUAAGUACGGUGAA
This is a messenger RNA of Rhododendron vialii, 2321 nucleotides long. Its product is annotated as F-box/kelch-repeat protein At3g17530-like. Lineage: Eukaryota; Viridiplantae; Streptophyta; Magnoliopsida; Ericales; Ericaceae. The record is from RefSeq and is a predicted model, not a curated record. The transcript has 2 exons. Bases 87 to 926 code for a protein of 279 amino acids. Gene Ontology annotation, molecular function: protein binding.